Malassezia globosa CBS 7966 is the source of this 1500-nucleotide messenger RNA. RefSeq lists its product as uncharacterized. The transcript has a single exon. The record is from RefSeq and is a predicted model, not a curated record. Bases 1 to 1500 code for a protein of 499 amino acids. NCBI's taxonomy places the organism in Eukaryota, Fungi, Basidiomycota, Malasseziomycetes, Malasseziales, Malasseziaceae.
AUGACGACCCUCGUAGCCUUUGCGCAGUCGAGGUGCGAAGCACAGGAUCAGCAUCAGCAUCAGCAUCAGGAGCAGGAGCAGGAGCAGGAGCAGGAGCAGGAGCAGGAGCAGGAGCAGGAGCAGGAGCAAAAGCAAGAAAAAGAUCAGCAAGAGCAGCCAAAAAAGCCUCAACAACAGCUCGAUUCUCAUCAUCACGAGGCCCUCGCAUCAAUGUACGCAGAUCUCAGCGGGCAAAAACAUAGUGAUCCAGCCGCGUAUCGUACCCGCAUUGCCUGGUGGGCAGAGACGAUCGCCGACGCCUGCUGGUACCGCAUUGAAGGACUUCCUCAUACGCUGUGUUGGCACGUGGAUGAACAUAUUCCGAUGCAGUGGGCCAUGAAGGAUGUAGGACGACCUAUGUGCUUGUCGGUGGUGGUCGAUGAGCUAGCAUCACAGGCACGGCUGAUCCGAAUGAACGAAUUUGUUGCGCGCAAAACGCCACUGACUGCCCCCAAUCGAAUUCAGUGGAUAGGUUCACAAAUUUGGCGUUGGUUCUUCUCCCGAGGAGAUUGCAAUAGCGACCAAAGUGCUGACGAAGCGCUGUGGCCAGCAAUUGUAGGCGAAUGGGUCGUGCGAAAAAAUGUCGAGAGAGCAGCGCGCCUAUUCCAGGCGCAGCACGAUCGACAUACAAGUCUCGUACAGCGUGUCAUGCCACGCUCGCAAUUCAAAGAGAUGCUCUCGACACUGAAGGAUGAGAACCGUUCGUUGAAACUCAGUGACGUCGAUAAAGACAUCUUACUUCUCUAUCUGGAAAGAGAUGCACGUGUGAUUGUAAGGGACAAUGAUGUCGUGAAGUUGUGCCGAGAGCACGUCUUGGAGUCAAGUGAAUCCCGUGAGUACAUGAUUGGCGAACAGGAACGGGGAAUCGUUGCUGUCAAGUCUAUGCAAGCACAGCUCGCAAGCCAAAUCGACGACCUGCAACAGCGGAUUGAGUGUGCCCAUGAAAAUACUGUACGUGCUUUCAAGGCAAAGCAGCGCGAAUCUGUGACCAAAACCCACCUACGGACAAAGAAGCAACUGGAGGACAUGCUUGAAAAACGCGUGCAAGCAGAACAGACGCUGAACACGCUCCUGCUCAAGAUGGAGCAGGCAGCUGGCGACGCGGACAUGAUGCACACGUUCGAGGCAUCAGAGCGCACAGUGCGUGCAUUGCUGAAUGAUCCUGUCCUUCAGCCGGAACGCAUAGACAGCACGAUGGACGCUCUUGCCGAGAGCCUGGCGAAGCAGGACGAGGUGCAUGCGAGCAUAACAUCGGAGGCGAUGCAUGCCGAGACAGACGAAGAUACAUUGGCGGACGAGCUCAGGAAACUAGAGCUCGACGUAACACAACCGGCGGAUGCAGCACCAGACGCUGCCAAAAUCGAGCCGACCAAGUCGGAGAUACUUCAGAUGCCCUCCGUGCCUUCCCACACACCACCAACGCCCUCUAAGGAGCGGAUCGCUUAUGAAAACAGCAUGUGA